Molecule: messenger RNA, 618 nt
Organism: Capronia coronata CBS 617.96
Lineage: Eukaryota; Fungi; Ascomycota; Eurotiomycetes; Chaetothyriales; Herpotrichiellaceae
Exons: 3
Coding region: 1-618 (205 amino acids)
Molecular function (GO): calcium ion binding
Source: RefSeq, a predicted model, not a curated record
AUGCCACCACGUAAAACGCCCUCCAAAGGCAAAUCCAUCGCUUCUUCUGCACGAGCCGGCCCUGCCGCCCCCAAGUCGCGCCGCUCGAAACUCGCCAAAGAAAACGAUUUGACGGCGGAAGAAGAAGCCGAGAUCAAAGAAGCAUGGAAUCUCUUCCGGCUCGAUGAUGUCGACGAGUACGAGGACGAGAAAGCAGGAGUCAUUCGCACGACAGAUGUGCGGAAUGUUCUCAAAGCGCAAGGCCUCGCGCCGAACGAUCCGUCGCAGAUGCGGGAAUUCAUCGAGACGCUAGAUCCAGACGCGUCCGGCUACGUGACCUACCCUCACUUCCUCGCUCUGUGCGCCAUCCAGCUCAAGUCUAAGACGGACGACACGAGAGCCGAAGAAGUUGACACGGCAUUUCAGCUGUUUCAUCCCGGGCACGCUGCGCAACCGGGCCAGCAGCAGGUGAUCCGUCUACAUGAUUUACGGGCUGUUGCGAAGACCUUGAGGGAGGAUGUGAGCGACGAGGUCUUGAAGGCCAUGAUCCUGGAGGCCAAUGGUGGGAAGGGCGUCGGGCAAGGCGUGAACAUAGAAGACUUCCGAGCCAUUAUGACACGAGCGGGCGUAUUUCAAUGA